GUUUCUUUGUCACAGAGAAAGCCAAAGUAUUCAGCAACUCGCCGUCUGCAUUUGAAGUCCAAACUGCUGAAGAAGGCAGCUUCUAUGCUGGUGGCUGAAAGUGAAGAGACAAAACAGGAGAAAGAAAGAGUUGUGAACGAGUGUUUCCCUCCACUGAAGCUCUCAGGUCUGUCCGUCCAGGAGCUGCAGGAUCUUUGUAAAGAGCUAAAUCGUAAGAUUGAUGCUGUAGAUGAAGCACGCUAUGAUAUGGAGGCUAAGGCAGUCAGAAGUGGGACUGAGAUCCAGACACUGAAUCACAAGAUCAUUGAGCUGAAGGGGGUGAAGCGGCCCAACCUGAAGAGGGUGAAGAAAACGACGGACGACAUGCUGGGUGCAUACACCGAAAACACCAAACUCACAAAGGCGGAUUUCAAGGCCAAACUGAAGACAGUGAAGAAAGAGGAUGACAAGAAGGAAGAGGUGACCGACUGGCGUAAGAACGUGGAGGCCAUGUCCGGUAUGCAGGGCAGGAAGAAGCUGUUCACUGCUGGACAAUAAGAGGCUGCUCAUGUUA
Messenger RNA from Limanda limanda (common dab), 553 nucleotides. RefSeq names its product troponin I, slow skeletal muscle-like. Gene Ontology annotation, biological process: muscle contraction. The record is from RefSeq and is a predicted model, not a curated record. Bases 85 to 537 code for a protein of 150 amino acids. The transcript has 5 exons. Gene Ontology annotation, cellular component: troponin complex. Lineage: Eukaryota; Metazoa; Chordata; Actinopteri; Pleuronectiformes; Pleuronectidae.